This is a messenger RNA of Eremothecium gossypii ATCC 10895, 2595 nucleotides long. RefSeq names its product leucine-responsive transcriptional regulator LEU3 (gene LEU3). The transcript has a single exon. Gene Ontology annotation, cellular component: nucleus. Gene Ontology annotation, molecular function: transcription cis-regulatory region binding; DNA-binding transcription factor activity, RNA polymerase II-specific; zinc ion binding. The record is from RefSeq and is marked provisional. Bases 1 to 2595 code for a protein of 864 amino acids. Lineage: Eukaryota; Fungi; Ascomycota; Saccharomycetes; Saccharomycetales; Saccharomycetaceae. Gene Ontology annotation, biological process: regulation of DNA-templated transcription.
AUGUCAGAAGGCAUGAAGUCAAGCAGUGUAUCUCAGGACGAGGAUGCGGGGGCAAACGGAACCGAAGAUGAAGAGCUAUCGCGCGCAUGCAGUCCUUAUAUGCGGAGGCAGAAUCGCAAGAAGUUUGCGUGCGUGGAAUGCAGGCAGCAGAAGUCCAAGUGCAACGCACAUGAUCGGGCGCCGGAGCCUUGUAGUCGAUGCGCGAAGAAGAAUGUGCCAUGUGUGCUGCAGCGAGAUUUCCGACGGACGUACAAACGGGUGCGGAAUGAGGUAAUCGAGCGCCGGUUUCGAGAACUGACAAGCUCUCUGAGCAACUUGGGGGCGGAGGAGAUCCUGCAGCGCCUAGAGGAGGAGCAGCGGGUUAUCUCGAACAACGGUAACUUUACAAAGGAGAAGAUCAAGCGGCUACGGGAGCUGGGCGACCUGGGGCUGGAGGCUGCACGGGCACCGGAGCCUCCUGCGGCACAGACAGAGCUGGAGGAGAGCGGGCCACUCACUGCAGAGCAACUGAAGUGCGCGGCCAAGAGCCUGGGCGACGUGCACCUGGCACCGGAGGAGAUUGCGCACGUGUUCCAGGAGUACGCGGAGAGGUACCACCGGUUUCUGCCUGUGGUUGAAAUUUCGAAGGGCCCUGAGAAGAUCUACGCGCUGUCGCCCUGCCUAUUUUGGGUGAUCGUUUUGAUUGGGCUGCGACGCGAGUUUGGCACGAUAGAGACGAUGCGCAAGCUGUCGAAGUUGGUCAAGGUUGUGCUGGCGGAGAUUUCGGUCUCUCCAAUUAUAAGAAACUCGCAGCUGGAGACAUCGGAACCUGCGCUGAAUGUUGCGUCGGUCUACUCCGUGCAGGCUUUACUACUCUACACAUACUGGCCUCCGCUCACCUCGUCGCUCAGCGCGGAUACAUCGUGGAAUACCAUAGGGCUCACCAUGUUUCAAGCGAUUCAACUUGGACUAAAUACCGUGCAGUACUCGGAAGGGUUCACUCAUGCGAAUGCUGAGCUUGUACGAGAGCAUACCAAGACAUGGCUCUACUGCAAUGUCGUGUCUCAGACGAUAGCUUCUGCAUUCGGGUUCCCUGCCUUUGUGUGUUUUGACCAUACUGUCAUGAGCACAUUUAACCACAGCAUCAGCACAGCGCGCACAGCGCGUAUGCCGUCGCGGCUAAAACAGAUGGCACAGGUGGCACAUUUUGAGAACCAGUUGGCUAGCACUAUGCAUUCAAAUCCACUCUCACCAUCCGGCCUACUAAACAAAAAUGAAAUGCUCCCAUUACUGCGCAUCCUGGAUCGUCAGCUGGAUGUGUUAGAGAUGGAGUUAAAUGAUAGUAAUGCCGACGAAUUUCGGCGCUUUUCAUUCCUUGUCAGCAAGGUACAUCUGUACUCGUAUUACUUCAUCCUAGCCGGCGAAGGGUCCACUUCCCAGAUAGAUGGCCACAGUGCAACCCUCAGGGAGGCAGAAAUUGACUCAGUAACCAAGCACGGAUUGCUGAAGGCAUAUAAUGCAGCUGUUGCCCUUUUACAACACACAAAUAGCAUGUGGGAGAGAAACCCAUCAAUGGUCAAGUACUUUCCUGGUGUGUUCGUUCUCAGUAUAUGGCAAUCUGCAUGCAUUGUGGCCAAACUCGCCCAGUCCUCCCUUUGCGAAGUGCUCGAUAUUGCGCUAGGUGAGAAAGUCUACCAGAAUGCCGUGUCUCUCUGUUUCAAUGCCUCAGUUCUAAAACAUGACAUGGCCUACCGUUCGUCUGGUAUCAUGAAGAGCAUGUGGCUUAUGUUCAGCGACAUGCAUGACAAUUGGAAUCACCAGGGGCAGCCAUCAGAUCCACUGUCGCCUUCUUCUUUCAACUUGGCAAUCAAUGUCAAAAGCAGAAUGGCCGUCAGUGUGUUCUUUGACUGUCUCUAUAUUCUCCGCCGCAAGUGCGGUAUGGCUAAGCUGCGCAGGCAGGCACGCAGGCGACCCGACGACACUGAUAUUGCGACCACACAGAGUGCUGGGAAUGACCGCUCAGUGUCCAUGGCCAUAGACAGUUCACAGAACCCCGUAGAGAGUGCUCGCCGCAUUAUCCAGACCAUCCCCCUCGACCCAGAGCCAAUUAAUGCAUCCACCGCCACAGACGCCUCUUCCUGCGACUCUGGGUCUGAUGAAGCCCUGUUGCUCCGCAAAAUUCUCCACCAUACAUCGUCCAUUGCAGACGGACAUUCACUCCGGACUGCCGCCUCCGGCGGCACGCCCAUUCCCGCGGAGAGUACCCGCCCGUUCUCGGACAGCCGUGGCGCUUCUGUUCAGCCGUCAACUCACGCCACGACGCUGCACCACUCUGUGUUUGACCGCCCCGGGGGGGCUUACCGCAGCGUCUCCUCCGUCGACACAACUGUCUCCGGCAUACUGCUUGAUACUUCCGCGCGUCUUCCUGAGCACUCAACUGACCGUUCUGUCCCAGAACCAUACAAUGCCAUUUCUGACCUCCAGUCUUCUGACCUCCAGCCAUCUGACCCUGCAACUCGGUCUUGGGGGAGCUGGGACGAGUGGGAGUCCGAUCUCAUAUUUAAGGAUGUCGGCAUUCUGAUGAAUGAAUUUGCAUUUAACCCUGAGGUUCUAUAA